This is a messenger RNA of Mesorhabditis spiculigera, 210 nucleotides long. Lineage: Eukaryota; Metazoa; Nematoda; Chromadorea; Rhabditida; Rhabditidae. The record is from the annotation of a GenBank genome assembly.
AUGGGAUCGCUGGAUGAAUCCGAUCUCCUCUUGAUGGCCAUCCCGCACGUCGUGUUGAUCGCGUUGUCGGCGAUGAUCUUGGGGACGACGCUGGUGAAGGCUGUGGAUCGGUAUCGUCGCGUCGGCCGUCUGAUGAAGCGCACGGAUCGACUGCUCGAGCUCUCCGCCCGCCACCAAAACCCGUCGGCUUCUCGUUCGGCUCGGCCACCG